This is a messenger RNA of Achroia grisella, 2601 nucleotides long. RefSeq names its product fatty-acid amide hydrolase 2-like. Bases 253 to 1896 code for a protein of 547 amino acids. Lineage: Eukaryota; Metazoa; Arthropoda; Insecta; Lepidoptera; Pyralidae. The transcript has 13 exons. The record is from RefSeq and is a predicted model, not a curated record.
UCACACUGUCAAAACAUGUUUGAUGAUGUUGUCUCACUCAAUUUCCAAUAGCAAGUUCUAAACUUUUUAAAGUUUUAAAAACAAUCUGAAAUACACUUAAUAAAAAAUUAUCUCUAUUUCUUGCCUAAUUUAUCUGGCUAAACAUUUAGUGCUAGUUUAAUGAAAAUAAACUAAGUGUGAUACAAGCUAUUUGUUAACCUGUAAAAUAAAUACAUAUUACAUUACAACUUGCUUUACAGAAAGGUCACACACAUGUGUACAAAUACACCCAAACGGGAUACAUCUCAGGUACACCGCAACCAUAAGGCCAACAAGAUAUUCCAAGGGAUGGCGUCAACAAUGCUUAUCCAGGCUUUCCUAGCCUUCCGGCGAUGUCUAGACAUGUUCAUCGACUUCAUAUUCGGGUUCUACUGGGAGAGCAAGCGGCAACCCAUCCCGGAUCUCCUGGCGAGGCAUAGGAUGCUCGCCGAGAGUGCUGUGACCCUGGCAGCGAGGAUACGGAACAAAGAGUUGACCUCAGAAAAUCUGGUGCAAGCAUGUAUUGAGAGGAUUAAAUUGGUGAAUAAAAUUUUAAAUGCAGUAACGGAUGAAAGGUUCGAGGAAGCUUUGAAAGACGCCCGGAAUGUAGACAAGAACAUCGCUGAAGGAUUACCCGACGCAUAUUUUGUAGAGAGACCCUUCCUUGGGGUGCCGUUCACUACGAAGGAGAGUAAUGCAAUAGCGGGCGUGUUGAAUACACUAGGCCUCCUGUCCCGACGUCACAUUCGAGCCGCGGAGGACGCCGAGUCUGUUCGUCUGAUGCGGGCCGCUGGUGCGAUACCGCUCGCAGUCACCAACGUGCCGGAGGUCAACAAAUGGCAGGAGUGUCGCAACCUACUAUUCGGGACAACGUGCAACCCGUACCACUCGGGCCGCAGCACUGGGGGCUCCAGCGGUGGCGAGGGCGCCCUAUGUGCUGCCUACGCGUCGCCUAUAUCAUUGUGUUCUGACAUCGGUGGUUCAACGCGCAUGCCCGCCUUCUUUUGCGGCCUGUUCGCGCUGAAUCCAACUGCUGGAUACACCAAUUUGAGAGGCCUGUCGCUCCGGACGGGCGAGGAGCCGACGAUGGCGGCGGUGGGGUUCGUGAGCCGCCACUGCAGCGACCUCGCGCCGCUGACUGCCGUCGUGGCUGGAGACAAAGCACCACUGUUGACCCUCAAUGCACGCGUAGAUCCCAAAACAAUCGAUUACUAUUAUGUGGAGACCGCUCAGGACCUCCGCGUGAGCCCCAUCUGCUCAGACCUUCGGCAGGCCAUGAACAGAGUUAUUAGUAAACUAACAGAACUAACGCCAUCUACCGACAAAGCGCCGAAGCCUUACUACCACGAGGGAUUCAACCAUAUGUUCGUACUGUGGCGCUACUGGAUGACCAGGGAGACAGAGAAGUUCCCCAAAGUGCUGACCAACAACCGCGGAGAGGCGAAAGCACUUGUGGAAUUACCCAAGAAGAUACUAGGCCUAUCGCAGUACACGAUGCCAGCAAUCAUGAAAUUGUUCGAUGAACAAGUAAUGCCUCCGGUCAAUGCUCAAUGGGCAGAGAAACUCACGAAAGAGCUCUCCGAAGACUUAGUGGCCCGUCUGGGUGAGCGCGGCGUACUGUUGUUCCCGUCUGCGCCUGCACCGGCGCCCUACCACGCGGCGCUGAUGCUGCGCCCGUUCAACUUCGCGUACUGGGGCAUCUUCAACGUACUGCGACUACCAGCCGCUCAGGUACCCCUUGGAUUAAACAGUGAUGGUCUCCCCAUCGGUAUACAAGUAGUGGCGGGACCGAGACAGGAAGCUCUAUGCCUCUCUGUCGCACAGCUGCUGGAGAAAGAGUUCGGCGGAUUUGUACCGCCGUGCAAGAUACUGAACUAAUGUCAAGAAACAUCUAAGAAAAUUAAGGCAAAUUUGUAGUGCUCUAUAAUGUUAUAUAUAAAAUUCUCGUGUCACAAUGUUUGUAACAAAACUCUUGAAACGGGUCGGCCGAUACUUAUGAAAUGUUAUGUAUUUAAUAGGAUAUACUAUUUUUAAUAUCCCUAACAGAUAAGUGUGGAUAAGUUUAUUUUUUGGGUAAAUAUUUUAAUUAUUUCAGCAUUAUUAAAUACAUACAACUCAAAAGAUUACUCUCCAACUACCCCUAUAUUUUAAUAGUGUUAUUGAUUUAUAUGGCAAAACAACCUUUGCCGCGUCAGAAUGUUAUUAUUAUAAAACUGAAAUAUUUUAUAUACAAAAUUUUUAAAUGUUUCAGUAUUAAUAUACUAAAUCUUACAUAGCUGUUAUAUAAUGUUUCUAAUAUUAUAAACGCGAGAGUAUGAAUGGUGGAUGUUUGUUACUCUUUCACGCAAAAACUACUGAACGGAUUUUGAUGAAACUUUACAGUAAUAUAGCUUAUACAUUGGAAUAACACAAGCUAUAAAUUUCUUGCGGGAUAAACCGCGGAUAUAUGUAGUUUUAUAUAUUUUCAUUGGGUUUUCGUUAAAGUGGCAUAUCAGUGUUGACUAAUGAUAUAAAAUUUAUAUAAGAUAUAUUAUUAUUGUGUAAAUUAAUAUUAUAUAGUCAAGGGAAUAGAGGAUAGUAUUU